AAAAAUCAAUCGUAAACAAAAAUUGCUCAGUGAUAUCGUUGAAUGGAUUCGAAAUCGUGGUGGAGGAUGGUAUACUCAGUCAUAUGCUAAUACACAAGGAAAACAAUUUGUUACUAGUUUGACUGAA
Molecule: messenger RNA, 127 nt
Organism: Racocetra persica
Lineage: Eukaryota; Fungi; Glomeromycota; Glomeromycetes; Diversisporales; Gigasporaceae
Source: the annotation of a GenBank genome assembly